Messenger RNA from Erpetoichthys calabaricus (reedfish), 884 nucleotides. Its product is annotated as B-cell linker protein-like. The transcript is spliced from 3 exons. The record is from RefSeq and is a predicted model, not a curated record. Lineage: Eukaryota; Metazoa; Chordata; Cladistia; Polypteriformes; Polypteridae. The coding region runs from base 16 to 501 and encodes 161 amino acids. Gene Ontology annotation, biological process: intracellular signal transduction; cell surface receptor protein tyrosine kinase signaling pathway.
CUCCCCACUAACUGAAUGUCCCGGUUCUUCUCUGCAGCUUUUCAGCAACAGUCUGAGGUGAAAGCUUCCACUGCACCACAAGUAACCCGAGAAGACCUCUGCCACCAGAUUAAGAAUUUCUUCCAAACCCCAAACACUCAGGAAUUUGGGCUGCAGGGCAGGGAGUGGUUUGCAGGCAACUGUGAUCGGAAGACGGCUGAGGCAGCACUAAUCUGUGUCAACAAGGAUGGCGCAUUCUUGCUGCGCAACAGUUCAGGCCAAGAGACAAAGCAGCCAUACACCCUGGCAGUUCUGUUUCAAAAGAAGGUCUAUAACAUCCCAGUGCGUUACCUGGAAUACAGCCAACAGUACGCACUGGGCAAGGAAGGCAAGAAGAACGAAGAGUAUUUCAGCAAGGUUACAGACAUCAUUGACUACCACAGUAGAAACCCUAUCAUGCUGAUCGACAGUAAGACCAAUGCAAAAAACAGUGUGUGCCUCACACAUCCCACCAUCGUCUGAUCCUUACCUCAAGAGAGUCGGCGGGUCAGCGGGACAUCUGAGCUGAAGGCCACCCUGCAGAGGCACUUGAAAGCAAAAUCAGGCAAACCGGAAGCCACCACAUUUACUUUAUUCGGGGAGGUGCUCCUCGUCACAGAAAGGGGCAGAAAUAGGAGAAUAUAAAUGUGUGUGCCUCCUUUAGCCUGAAUAUAUCCAAAGCUCGCCUGCUUGAGGAUAACAGUUCAAAGCAGACUUUCAUCUGUAGCACUUACGACUAUAACAGCUUGGCGAGCUCUUUCAUCUUAGGCCUAUAGGAUGAUAUGACGAAAAAACAUUUUUCUGUAAUAAAUAGUCCUCAGAAUGUGUAUAGUCUGGUUUUAUGUCUGGAAUAAAAAUUUAAAGAU